This is a messenger RNA of Myxocyprinus asiaticus (Chinese sucker), 728 nucleotides long. RefSeq lists its product as uncharacterized. The record is from RefSeq and is a predicted model, not a curated record. NCBI's taxonomy places the organism in Eukaryota, Metazoa, Chordata, Actinopteri, Cypriniformes, Catostomidae. The transcript is spliced from 4 exons. The coding region runs from base 229 to 624 and encodes 131 amino acids.
UACGUCCUAAAAACAGCAACAGAUGGAAAGUGAAAGAGAUUGAGAUCAGACGACAUGGAUACAUUGUAACUUUGGAAAAUGACUGAACUCAAGACCGAACAGGCACCCGGCGUCUGUGAAUAGAAGGAGGUAGAAAUCUGGGCAGAUACCCUCAUUUUUCUGAAAGGGAGCCUAGUGGUCUGCAUCUGGCGCUGGGAGAGGUCGUGAGUGCCCUUAUUUGGCUGCCAAAUGCACAGAUACGAGAUGUUGACGGAAAGCAGAAAACGCAGACGCAGCUGUGAUGCUGAGGAGCUCCAGGUCUUGCCCCAGGCAAAGAGGUCUGGAGGUUAUUCCUUCCUCCCUGAGGUCGGCCGUGAUUUCUGGGACUCUGAGUCUUCCAGCAGUGACAGCAGUGGCAUUAGCAGUCCAGAGCAGAUGGCAGGGGCCAGCACCACCAUCCAGAGCACUGACCAAAGAAGACUCCAUGUUUCCCAGGCUCCCUGCAGCCCUGUUGCCCCCACCCACACAGCUGAAGAUCCAGCAAUCUCCUUGAGCCAAAACAUCUCAUACGAUCACAUCAACCGCAUAUUGAGAGAGGCCCACUUCAGUAGCCUGGAAAGUCAUGGUCAACAAGGGCCAACAUGAUUGGCGAUGACUCUUCCAACAAUCAUUGGCAUGAUGGAAGUGAACAGGGAACCUUUGAGAGGGACAUUAUGGGCCAAUAUAAGGCCUGGCACAAAUAGAGACCC